AUGGGUAGAGAAAAAAUACGAAAACUGAACGAUGUGCAUGACAUACCAACUAUCACAAAAUGGUCAACGCGAACGAAAGCCAUUGUUGGUGGUUCCAUUGCUACAGCUGUAGUUGCAGUAAUUAUUGUUGCAGUAGUACCUCCUGUUGUGUUACUUUCACAAAAACAAGCCUCAACAGUAACAUCAACCCAGGCAUCAACUGUGAUUUCUAUAUAUUGGUGUCUUGAUACUUUGACAUCGGAUUCAUCAAAUGUCUACAUUGGUACACUAAUGAAUGGUGCAACUUAUUUUUCAACAACAAGUUCACAACCAUUUGUUGCUUAUGGCCAAGGACUUAGUCUAACUUCAUCGUCAAGUCAAUACAUGACUAUUGCAACUCCGUUUGUUGAUCUUACUUAUAAAAGUUUUACAAUUGAAACAUGGAUAUUUUCAUCGGCAGCUUAUUCUGGCGAUUCUGGCAUAUUUGGACAAUGUGAAUGUUCGUCAUGUUCUAAUCAAUGUUUAUAUCUUCUUGUUCGAGGAACUAGUUUAUACGCUGGUUUUACAUUAAAUGAUAUAAGUGGUUCAUCAACUCUAGCCGCUAAUCUUUGGUAUCAUGUUGCUUUUGUUUAUAAUUAUGACACAAAACAGCAAAUUCUUUAUCUCAACGGAGUGCAAGAUGCGAUUAAAUCGAGUGCUAGUCCUUAUCAAGGAGUCAAUGGAUCAAUAAAUAUUGGUUCGACACUUGUAUUUACAAUAAGAAAUUAUUUUAAUGGUUAUAUUGAUAAUGUAAAACUAACAACACGUGCUAAAACUGCUAAUGAAAUUCUUACUGCUGCCACUUUAGCUGGUUAUUAUUCAUUUGAUUCUCCUUCUCCAUAUAAUGAUAAUGGUCCAAAUGGUGCUAAUGGGACACAAAACGGUGCAGUAAUUGUUUCUGGUUAUGUCAAUCAAGCCAUACGGUUCACUGGUUCAUCCUCGUAUUUUUAUGCGUAUGGGUUUUUUCAAGUUGGCUACGCAGUUUAUGCGAGCAAACCAUUUUCAGUUGCCCUAUGGAUCAAUCCAGCAUCAAUGACAUCUUCCACUAUAGUUCAAUUUUCUUGGUCUUUGACAUCUUCUCGAUGUCACAAUUUAAUGGGACUUUGGUCUAAUACUGGUAUAAACGGACAAAUAGUAGUUCAAGGAUGGGCAUGGCCAAUUAUAAUCGGUCCAUUUAUAAGCACAGGUACUUGGACGCAUGUAUCAGUGACAUAUAGCUUCACCAAUGGACUUACUCUAUAUGUAAAUGGAACACUUUUUGGUAGUACUGGUAGUGUUGCAUUUUCUAAUUCUGGCUAUAUAACUUAUUUACAAUUGGGAUAUAUGUAUUCUUGUACGUCGAAUAGUAUUACAAAUAAUGGUUAUCAAGGUUCGGUAGAUGAAGUCUACAUUUACAGUCGUGAAAUUACGCAAGCUGAAGUUUCGGCACUUGCUAGUGUAUAA
Messenger RNA from Rotaria socialis, 1461 nucleotides. Lineage: Eukaryota; Metazoa; Rotifera; Eurotatoria; Philodinida; Philodinidae. The record is from the annotation of a GenBank genome assembly.